UAAUAGUAACAGUAACACAGAUUCACAACUUACAACUUGUAACAACGUCAACUUUACUGUUUGAAUGACAUGAUAACAGUAAAACAUUUUCAUAAAUAUUAGCUUAUUUGUUAAACGCAAACAUGGCAGAAUCACUCCAACAACAAUUGGUUGAUUCAACAUGCAAAGAAAAUGAUGAGAAUAUGGAAUGUGCAGUAUGUCUUCAACGCUGCAUCCAUCCAGCUCAGUUACCCUGCGGCCACAUAUUCUGCUUUUUAUGUGUGAAAGGAUUUGCCAAUCAGAAUAAAAAGUGUGCUAUGUGCAGACAAGAAAUACCAAAAGAUUUCAUUGAUCAGCCAAACCUCCUGGAAUUCUCUAUUCCUUUGGAAAACAGUGAAGGUGUUGAAAACGAUUUCCAAUGGUUUUAUGAGGGCAGAAAUGGUUGGUGGCAAUAUGAUGAACGAACUAGCAAAGAUCUAGAGGAAUCUUACAAAAAGAAUGAGAGCACCUGCGAACUUCUCAUCGCGGGUUUUUUGUACAUUGUGGAUUUAGAGAAUAUGCUACAAAUAAGAAGGAACGACCCCUCUAGAAGACGAAGAAUAAAGAGAGACCAUGGUUCGAUACCAAAGAAAGGUAUAGCUGGUCUGCCUACAAAUAAAUCUGCUCAUCAGCAGAUUAGUCAUCAAGAAUUUAGUAUUAGUCAGUCUACUAGUUCAGUGGAAAACCUUGACCCUAUCGACCUCGCAGAAUCUUCUGAUGAUCAACUAAGUGAGAGUUCAGAUGAAGAUGAACAGGAUUUAGACGAAACCCUACAAAGAUUUGAAAACCUGAACCUUGAAGAGGGUCAAUAGUAUCGUCACAAAAUUGAAAACACUUUAAGGUUGUGGCAACUAACAUAUAUCUUGAAUAUUGUCCCAUAUAAUUUAAUGAAUAUGUCUCUCAUUAGUAAUAUAUGCAAUACUUAUUUUUUUUA
Leptinotarsa decemlineata (Colorado potato beetle) is the source of this 952-nucleotide messenger RNA. RefSeq names its product E3 ubiquitin-protein ligase rnf146. Lineage: Eukaryota; Metazoa; Arthropoda; Insecta; Coleoptera; Chrysomelidae. Gene Ontology annotation, cellular component: nucleus; cytoplasm. Gene Ontology annotation, biological process: Wnt signaling pathway; ubiquitin-dependent protein catabolic process. Gene Ontology annotation, molecular function: ubiquitin protein ligase activity; zinc ion binding; poly-ADP-D-ribose binding. The record is from RefSeq and is a predicted model, not a curated record.